CGUACCGCGCGCUGCGCUCCGCCUCCCCCGGGCGCCGUGAUGGCGGCGGGCCGUUCGGCUGGGCGCUGAGCGGCACCGAUGCGGGCGGAGGAUGAUCCCGCGAUACGCCAGGAAACCGGUGCCCCCCGGCGCCCUGCAGCCACAAGGCCUGACGCAGCACGCCGUGCGGCACCACCCGCUGCCAGAACCCAGCCCUGUGACACCCACCGCUGAGAGCUGCCCAGGGGCUUCCAGUGGGUCUGAAAUCUCAAAGCACUCGGAUUACCCCUCUGUUACCCCAACUGAUGAUGGGAAUUCAUGGUCCGCUAGUCUGAGCUACACAGGCACCUCCACCGAGGACAGUUCCAUCUUCUCUUGGGGCUGUGAUGAAUUUGAUAAAGCUGCCACACAACAAGUCCAGAACGUGUUCAGGCAACUCGAUGAGCUGCUCUAUGAACAGAAAGGAAAUGUCCAUGUGGAGGGACUGCAGGAAGAAUGCCAGCAGUGGACGUCCAACUUUCCUCAUCUCAGGGUCGUGGGGAAGCAGAUAGUGAUCCCCAAAGAUGAAGGGUACGAAUGGUUUUCGAGUUCGCCUUCUGCAAGUUUAUGUUCAUCAGAUGUAAGUCCAUCACAGGAAGAGGGCUCUAAUGAAUUUAGUGUUUUUGGCAAGAAGGUGCCUCUUUCUGUUUCUCCUGUUCUCAAGAAGGCCAACCGUUCCCAGCCUCCGACCUCAUGUUCUCCAGACAGCGAGGAAGGUGAAGAUGGAGUCAUUGCCUCUGAAGGCAUAAUGGAGGAAUAUUUAGCAUUUGACUGCAGAGAUGUGGAGGAGGAACUGCACGAGAGGAAAAUUGGCCUCUCCUCUAGUAGGCGAAAACUGGGGUUUCCUCCUGUCUCUCCAUAUUCCUGCAUGAAGGAUUCUGUGCUCACAUUUGUGUUUGAUGAUGUGUGGAGUGAAGUACUAGGCUGCAUGGAAGAACUGAUCAGCAGGCACUGGGAAGUGUCAGCCUCUGAUGAUGAGAAAAAUAUCAUCAAAGUAGAAGCAAUCCGAGCAGAUUCUGGAAGCCCCCAGCAGUUUGAUCCUCUGCCAGUGCUGUUACCUCGUGUGCCACAAACUAAAAUGCCCUCAGUGACAUCCAAUCUGUGCCCAAAACCCAGAUGUGGCCGCAAAACCAAAAAGAGGAGAAAAGCACCUCAAGUAAAUCAAGGUUCAAGUAGUGGGUCUCAACAGAAUCUCAGUGGCUUGAUUGUGAUACAUGGGAUCCACUUACAGCAAAGGAAUCUGCCCGUAAUUGAGAAAACACUGGACCUGGAAGACAAACGCCCAGGAUCCAGUUCUGUCCUCUCGAACAAAGCAUGGCCAAAUCGCCCUCCUCUGGAGCUCAGCACAUCACCUCUGUCUCACAGCUCAAAAAGGCGAAAUGCACCGCCACGUACCCUGCACCCCAUCAGCACCAGCCAGUCUCGCACCGCAACCCCACGCUCCGUGGAUGAUGUCUUCAGGGGAACCCGACUCCUGACUGCACACGAGCAGCUGUCCUCACCCUCCCCACUGCUGCUAAACCGGAAUAGUCUCCUACCACCUAUUGGUACCACCGACGUGGCGGAACAAGCGAGCACUGCAGGAUCGCAGAGACAAACGAAGUCUCGAGGAAACUCAAGUCGAGCUCACAGUGUAACAACACAUGAAGAUACUCACCAGCAGCUACACGAGAGGCUCUUCCUGCCUGAUCAUUUCUCCAGGCCUAAAACAACCAAUGUAUUCUUGCCGGAUCCACAGCAUCGCCGCUCUUGCACUGUUAUUGAUUAUGGCAAUCAUGCUUGGACAAGCAGAACGUCAGCAGGUUCAGGUCUUCAGCCACAUGGUUCUGUGAAAGGCCAAAGUCGAAGUGGAUCAGUCACAAAAAACAAACAGGGCUUCUGAUGUGUCGUGUGAAGAAGUUACAUCCACCUCCUGGGAAGUCACAGACGACCUCUCGCAAUGUCAGGGCUGUUUACAGAGAGUCUUCAAGCACCCUUCCUUACGAACAAUCCUAUUUUUAUAUUGUCUAAGAAGCAACUGCCAAAGAUUAGAAGGGAUAUAUACUUGCACAUUCCAUUUUCUACCAAUACAAAAAGCUACCCUCCAGUGAAUCCUAACUCCUUCAAAACCUAGCAAAUACUUUAAAUCAUUGCUGUUUUCUAUUAAUUAGUACUGUUUUGUGACAGCUUCAUGUUACAGGCAAUUACUGCAAGACCUGCUGAUUUUUCCAUCAGCUCCACAAAAGAUUUAUGAGGCAUUUCAUAGCAGUAGUUUUUAAAGUUACAUUUAAAGCUCUGUGUAUGCACUUAAAGCAAUAUUAUACUAUCAGAAGGAAGCUAUGUAUAUGAUACCGUUGCUACAACUCAACCUAGACAAGUUAUGAAUUCUGUAAUAGUUGCAACAGAGAUUAACACAGCUGUGUAAAAAUAAGGUAUCAAAACAGAUGAAGAGAACUGACAGCUUUAAGGGUAGCAUACCACCAAACCCUGCUCCGUUACAUAUUUAUAUAUGAACCUAAUUCUCAGUAUCUGAAGAAAGUUUAAGGGACAAACAGCACUCUUAUUAUGAGCAGUUCCAGACAGCAUUUCAAGAAAGCAUGUCGUCUUCCUGGAGAGAUGCUUUAUGUAGUUUCGCAGAAUAGGUCAGCCUCCAUUUCUCAAAAAGCAAACAAAAGGGAACAAAGAAACAAGAAACUCCCACUGCAACUAAAGUAGGUAUUUCUGCACUCCAUCCUGAAGGUCCCCAACAAGCACCAUGUGAGAGACAUGGUUGAAGUACCAGCUUUAGUUGCCCUUGUGGCUCCCAGUGAAGUGAAAACACCCAAUACAGACUAUUCAAAACAACUGAUUUGUUGAAGGUCUUGCUCCCAAGCAGUAAGCACCAGAUGACAAGCAAUAAGGACAAGCUGAAGAUAGCCACUUCCUGAAUUGGAACAGCAACUGUGAUGCAAGAAAACAGCUGAUCCUCCAUAACUCAAUUGAAAAGCACUUUCCCUAAGUUUCCUUAUUGUUAGUAUUUUCCAAGUUACAAUUCACAAUGGAAACAACUUGUCAGGAUUUUUUUUAUGAAGUGGCUCCUCUGCUUUCCAUUGUAAGCUAUGCAAUCUACAAAGUGUUAGUAGUACUUACACAGCAGCUAAGGAUUUCUGAACUAGCUUGAAGUUCUUCUGCCAAUUGAAGAAUCCAGUUGAUUGAAAGCGUGCUCUGAAAAGAAAGCAAAGCAGAAGUGCACAAAUGGAAGAUUACCUCCUUCCUUUGCAUUUCCAGAGGGAAAAGCAGCUUUGGGCUCAAUCUACAUCUCUUAAGUUUGAAUAGAGAUAAGAGGAUGCCUAAAAGCAGCCUGUAGUCACUGAACUGUUCCAAAACUCAGUUUCUCUAAUGGUUAAGACUAGCAGAAAGACAUGCAAUGUAUCACUUAGUUAUCUCAAGCUAACUGGAGAGAAGCAUCCUCUUUAAACCAGUGCCAUUCCUCAGGGACCAACGUAGUGCUUAAGAGUUACCAAACUACACAAACUUGAAUAGACUUCUGGUACCAUAAUGCAGUAUUUUGUAGCCUGGGGGAGGAGACGAAGCAUUAAAAAAAAUGAAAGCCAUCUCAUCAUAAGGUAACUUUUGGUUUCUAUACAAAUGGUUGAGAGAUUUGUCUAUACUGUUUGAUAUCUGUUUUGUAUAGCAAGAGUUAUGUUCAAAUCCCAUGUGUUAACCAACACAGUGACCUACUGAACUCUUUCUGAAUCAGGAUAGCUGUUUAAAGCAGCUAAAUGGAACUCAUUUCCUAUUCUACCUCUGACUUCCCCUUAGGAAGCUCUAGUAAAUAGUUGCUGAAUUCUAUCACUGAAGCAAUAGGGACCUUCAACUCAAAGUAGGUGUUUGUCACGUGGCCUUUGAAGAGUGAUCCAUAAAUAAAGCCAGCCUCAUUUCUUUCAACUACAGCAAGUUACCCUUCAAAUUCAUAGCCCAACCCACUACAUAAAGCAGUUUUAAAAGAGCAGAAAUAAAACAAAAACCCACACAAGUUUUGUAUACUUGCACAUCUAAGAGCACUUCUGAAAUAACAGAACCGUUGACAAACACAGAGCACACCAAAGCAGGAGUCGGAAGUAAUCCCUAUCGUGCUAUAGCAGGAGUGUGAUGCAACUGAAAUUACAACAUAUUUGUAGGCUUUGGAAGUCCUCGUCAUGGGACAUCUUGAAUCCUAGACACAAAGCCACUCUGUUCUGCGGAUUUAUUAGUUCACUGCAUCACAUCAGCACAUUGGAAGGUGUUAGGAGAUUUUCUGCCAAGUCACUCACAUACUUGCUACAGCCUCAUUUUCUUAGGGCACCUGCUUACAUGCCACUGUCAAAGAUCAGGUCAUAAAUAAGUGGCCCUUUCGUAUAACUCCAUAACACCAGCAUAUGUAACAGCACAGAUGUGGUUUUCAACUGCUAAUAAAGUAUGUUGUAUUUACUUCAAUAAAAGUAAGUAACAACUUGA
This is a messenger RNA of Coturnix japonica (Japanese quail), 4473 nucleotides long. It is a transcript of the gene FAM149B1, whose product is annotated as family with sequence similarity 149 member B1. Gene Ontology annotation, biological process: cilium assembly; protein localization to cilium. The record is from RefSeq and is a predicted model, not a curated record. NCBI's taxonomy places the organism in Eukaryota, Metazoa, Chordata, Aves, Galliformes, Phasianidae.